AUGAAUAGAGAAAGAAGAUUAGAAUUAUAUAACUUAAAUAAUGAAAGUUGGAUACAUGCGCCAUGUUAUCCAAACCUAUCAAAAAAACUAGAUUCUAGUAUUAAAAAAAAUACAGGAUUUAUUAAAAAAUUAAGACAAGGUAUUUUCAAAGAAUCAUUAUCUAGUUUACAAUCUGAUUUAUGCAAUGUUCAAUUAUCAAAAUAUUUAAGUGAAAUUACUACAACUUUGGUAGAAGGUUUAAAAAAAAUACCUAAUAAAAAUGAUGACGUUUUUGCUUGUAUAGAGGUAAUUAGUGGGUUACACCAAAGAUUUGGUGCUGAUUUUACCCCAAAAUUUAUGGUUUUAUGGUUGCAAAAUUUUGAUAUUUCAGCAUUACCUGCUGAUGAAAAGGAGACUUGUACCAAACUAAAAUUUAUUUCUUCUCAAUUAAGAAUUUUUACGGAAUUAUUAUUGUGUGGGAUAGUUUCCUCUUCAGCGUCUUUUUUUCUAGAUUAUAAAAAUGAAUUCCCCAGUUUUAUCUUAGCAAGACUUGAAAAAAAAGAUCCACUAUUGAUCUGUGUAUUGAAAGAAAUUUUGAAUUAUAAAUUUAAAAAUGGGUUAACCACUCAAAUAAUAGCUACAAAAUUUGUCAAAAAUUUCCCUGAAUUUUUCCAUGAUGAAGGGGGAGAGGAAUCUAUAUUGGUCAAAGAUUACGGCGUCAAUGAAAAAUCAAUUUAUAUGGUUAGGCAAAUGUUUACUUUAUUAACAGAGGCAGCGAUUAAUCAGACCGUUGAUUUAAACAAAACAUUAAGAAAGUUAAUGAAAGAACAUGAAAAAGCACAAAUCAGAACAGGUAAAUUAACAAAUGAAUAUACUGAAAAGUACGAUGAAUUGAAAAUAAUCUAUGAUAGGUUUCAUGCCUCCUGUGAGAUAUUGGCACCAGAAUUAGGGUUAAAUUUACCCGCUAUGUCCUCAGAUUUCACUAACGAUAUUGUUACAAAUGAAGCCGGUAGUGAAGAGACCACAAACGAAAUAACCGCUAUUAGCAGCAAUAACGAUAUGAUUACGAAUAAGGUAAAACCAGCCUUUGAAAGAAUAUGGGAAAAUGAAGAAACUAGAAAAUUUUAUGAAGUUCUACCUAACAUGGAAAAUUUUGAACAACCAGAAAAUACUGCCACCAAAAUUAAUGAUAAAAGACAGCAAGAUAUCAGAAAUGUAUUUUUCAAUCAUUUGGAAACUUGCGAAACCGCUGAAACGAUUGACGCAUUAGCCAAAGAGUACAUUCAAGAGAAUUUGGAUAAUAAAGCCACCAGGAAAAGAUUACUGAAGUUUUUUAUGGAAUCACAGGAUUGGAGCAAGAUCAGGUUAUAUUCUCGUUUCUUAGUAAUUUUCAAUAACCUAAUGCCUGAGAUUUUAGAAGAGCUAACCAAUUAUUUGGAUAGUGGGUUUAGAAGCCAAUUACACACAAACAAAAUUAACGUUAAAAAUAUUAUUUUUUUUGCUGAAAUGACAAAGUUUAAAAUGCUACCUUCAUUCAUGAUUUUCCAUAAGAUUAGAACUUUAAUUUUAAAUUUGAAUGUUCCUAAUAACAUUGAAAUUUUAACCAUAUUAAUUGAAAAUAUGGGGAAAUAUCUUUUGAAUAGUCCAGAACAUAGGGAGCAGAUGUUAAAAAUGGUGGCUAUGAUCAAAGAAAAACGGAAGGAGUUUCAUUUAUCAUUAAAUAAUAAGCAACAAUUGGAUGGCAUUUUAUUAAUAUUAUUUCCACCAGAUAUGAGAAAAUUAAAAGAGAAUGAAAAAACUUUGACAUCAGAACAGAUUUUUUUGAAGAUAUUAAUUAGGAAAGAAUUGGACUAUUUUGAAACCAAAAUUGUGACCAAUUUGAUUAGGAAAUGUAAUUGGAAAGAUCCUCAAACGUAUGAAUUUCUAUUGGAUUUAUUUUGCAAACCUGAAUUAAUAAGUUAUAAUUAUAUCCCGAAACUAGCCAAGAUUGUGUCUUUAUUACAGAAUUUUUAUAAAAAAUUUACAAUUGAAUGCAUUGAUACAACUUUGGAACAGAUACAACUUGGUUUGGAACUAAAUGAUAUGUCGAUGAAUAUGACCAGAAUUGCACAGGUUAAAUAUUUAACUGAAUUUUUCAACACAGAUUUAAUCAAGUUUAAUAUCAUUUUAGAUCAUUUGUAUAAAUUUGUUAAGUUUGGGUACUCAUCUCAAGGUUUGUUAUCAUUUGAAUCCAACCCGUUGGACAUGCCAAAUAAUUACUUCCGGAUUUCCUUAAUUCAUAUUGUCUUGUGUGGAAUUUCUGAAAAUAAGAAAGUUGUUGGAAGCAAAUUUAUUAGACAUAAGUUAGAGUUGUAUAUGAGAUUUUUUGAGUAUUAUAUUUUUUUCAAGAAAAGGAGUUUAAGCGAGACAGGGAAUAUUGAGUUCCCCAAAGCUGUUGAGUUUAAAAUUGCCCAAAUAUUUGAAAAGUUUCCAUUACAAGAUGUUUCCAGCAGUUUGGAAGAAAGUGGUGCCAAAUUAACUAGUAUGUUACAAAAGAUGGACGAAUAUAAAAAUUUAGGCGAUGAAGAAGAGGGAGAUGUAGAGAACGAGGGAAGUGAAGGUAAAAAUGAAAUUGAUGAGUUGGAUGAUAUAAUAAAUGCUGAAGCUAGCGAAUUGAGUGAUGUUAGUGAGGACGAAAAGUACUAUUCUUCCGAUGCAGAAGAGGGAGCAAGUGGCAACGAAGAAGAUAAUGGUGAUAAGUUAGGUGUUCUUUCUACUUUUAUCUCCAGUGUUUCUGAUUUGUCAACUGGGUCUAGAUCUGACUCUGGCUCUGGCUCUGACUCUGACUCCAAUUCUGACUCUGAUUCUGAUUCUGAUUCUGAUUCUGAUUCUGACUCCGACUCCGACGACCCAUUGUCUGCAGCUAGAGAGUUGGAUAUUAAGAGGAUUCAGCAAGAAUAUGAGGAAAUAUUGAAAACCGAAGAAGAGCUAAAGGCACAAAGUGAAUUAGAUAAAGAAUUUCAAUUUAUGAUGCAGGAAAGUAUGGUUAGUAGAAAAAACGAAAAAACUACAAGAUCAUUUAUGCCAGCUAUUGAUGUUAGCGAUUUAUCUGUUACUUCUUAUGUGAACAACAAUGCCAACGAAAAUAAUGCCGGCAUUGAUGUUACAAGCAGUGGGGCUACAGAAACUACCAAUGCUCCUGGCAAAGUUCCAUUUAAAUUUUUGACUAGAUCCGGUAAGAAAGUCAAUAGCAAAAAGAUAGAAUUACCCUCUAAUAUAAAAUUUGUUUCUAAUGUUUUGCAAGAAAAAUUGAAAAGAGAAGAUGAGCGUGAAAGAAUCAAAAACUUUGUGUUAAAUAAAAAUUACAAUUAG
This is a messenger RNA of Saccharomycodes ludwigii, 3330 nucleotides long. RefSeq names its product Nmd2p (gene NMD2). The transcript has a single exon. Gene Ontology annotation, molecular function: RNA binding; protein binding. The record is from RefSeq and is a predicted model, not a curated record. The coding region runs from base 1 to 3330 and encodes 1109 amino acids. Gene Ontology annotation, biological process: nuclear-transcribed mRNA catabolic process, nonsense-mediated decay. Lineage: Eukaryota; Fungi; Ascomycota; Saccharomycetes; Saccharomycodales; Saccharomycodaceae. Gene Ontology annotation, cellular component: exon-exon junction complex; cytoplasm.